AGGAGAGCGAGAUGCCGCGGCGUGACGUCAUGUCCCCGCGACUCCUGAGAGACAGAGAGAGAAAGAGAGGCCUCCCUGCCUAGCAACGCGAAGAAAGGGGUCCUUAGCAACCAAACGCGGCCUAGUCAGGGAGGCUUCAGAGAGAGAGGAAGGAAGGAAGGGGCGGUGAAUGGCGGCGCCGGGCCCGGCCCCGAGGCCCGAGGAGCCUGCCCAGGCCUCGCUGCCUCCGCAGGGGCCUUCUCAAGGCGAGCCGGCGGGGCCUCCUCCGCUCCCGGCGCCUCCACAGCAACAGCAGGCCCAGCAGCCGACUUCCCAGCCUCCGCAGCAGCAGCAGCAGCCUUCCCCGGCCGAGGCCAAGUUCCAGGCGCCGGCCCAGCCUCCGGCCCAGUCCUCGGCCCCGCAGGCCUCGCCCACCGCGGCGCCCCCGAGCCACGAGCAGGCCUCCUUCCUGCCCCUCGUCCACGACGUCAUCAAAUGUAUGGACAAAGACAGCCAGGAUGUCCACCAGAUGCUGAACGAACUGAGGACCAAAUUUGUGGAGAUGCGGAAGCUGAUCAAGUCCAUGCAGGGCAUUGGCAUGAGCCCCGAACAGCAGCAGGUGCAGCUCCAAAACCUCCGGGAGCAAGUGAAAACCAAGAGCGAGUUGCUGCAGAAGUACAAGAGCCUUUGCAUGUUUGAGAUCCCCAAGGAAUAAGAAAGGAAGUGAAUCUGCCCCUUCUUUUCUAGGGCACAGAAUGAGGAUGUGUCUACGCUGUAAUGUAGUUCGACACCACUUUAAUUGCCGUGGCUAAUGCUAUGGGAUCAUGGGAGAUGUAGUUUGACAAAAUGUUGGUGCCUCACCAAAUUAUGACUCUCUAAGAUUCCAUUGCACUGAAUCAUGGCAAUUCAAGUGGCAUCAAGCUGCAUCAGUUCUGCACUCUGGGCCAUGUACAGUUCUUAAUAGGGUCUUUGCCUGGUAUAUCACUUAUUCCUGGGACUCUUGUGUUUUGAUGGACUCUCAUCGGUGGAACCCACGGUUGGUUUUAUAUUUUGCAAUGUUCUUCAGGACCAUUUUUUGGGUACUCUUCCUAUAUAAUGUGUAAUUUAUACGUGAAAAGUCAGUGCUGCAAACAUGUUCAUAAACAAAUAGAAAUGGAUGGGGGAACUACAUGUUAGAACACAACCAAAUUCAGGAAAAUAAUAUGCACUCCUUGCCUGACCUUUCUCUUGAGAUACUAUAUUUUAGAUGCAUUUUUUGCAAUGCUCCUCAGGGUCAGUUUUUGGGGGGUUCCGCCUAUGAUUUCAUAUUAAAUGCUGGUGUGGGAUAGAGUUCCAUACUUGAAAAACUACCUAUACUUUUUUUAAAUCCUUGCUCCUAAAAAGCGAUAGUGUCAGGGAGCCUGACUUUCCUCUUGAGAGGUUAUAUCGCUAGCUGCAAAGAGUGCAGUAUUUUUCAGAAGGUGUUUUUGUUCUGACUGCCACCUUUUUCAUUUGUAGUGUGAACAUCUGAUUGUAGCAAUGAUUUUUCCUGUAGAAAAAUCAAUGAGAAGCAGAAAGGAGGGCGGGAAACAUUUUUUCUAAUACAUCCCACUCUCAGCUCCAUUAGAAAACAAUUAUCCUGUUCCUUCUGUGAAGGACACCAGCGGGAGGAAGCAGCAGGGAUGCCGAGGUUAUGUUUAUUCGAAAUCUGCAGAACUAGAACAGAGAGUGAUUCAUGGAAGCUUAUGGGAUAGUUGGGAUCGGGUCAAUGUUGUGUCCUGAUUUUUAUGGGAUUCUGUCAAAAUUUGUAACCAGGGCCUCAGCAUACACAUAUGUUGUCUGUGUGUACAUAUCUUUUUCAAAUAUUAUUUUUUGUGUUGUUUAUUUUGAAUAAAUGCUUGUUUCUUUAA
This is a messenger RNA of Anolis carolinensis (green anole), 1868 nucleotides long. RefSeq names its product mediator complex subunit 9 (gene med9). The coding region runs from base 170 to 694 and encodes 174 amino acids. The record is from RefSeq and is a predicted model, not a curated record. Lineage: Eukaryota; Metazoa; Chordata; Lepidosauria; Squamata; Anolidae. Gene Ontology annotation, molecular function: transcription coregulator activity. Gene Ontology annotation, cellular component: mediator complex. Gene Ontology annotation, biological process: regulation of transcription by RNA polymerase II. The transcript has 2 exons.